Molecule: messenger RNA, 1950 nt
Organism: Spodoptera littoralis (African cotton leafworm)
Lineage: Eukaryota; Metazoa; Arthropoda; Insecta; Lepidoptera; Noctuidae
Source: the annotation of a GenBank genome assembly
AUGUCAUCCAGCGAGACUCAGAAGCCUGAGUCUUCUAAGGAUAAUAUAUCAAGCAAUUCGAUCGAUGAAGGUUUGCCGAGGGAACUGAGUCAGUUAAGUCUCUCGAGUGGAUCCAGCCAGGAUGAAUUCUUUUGUGACACAGGACACUCAGGGGCUGCCUUAAAAAAUAUUUUCGGCUAUUACCAAUCUCAGAAAUUGUGCGAUGUCGUCCUCAUUGCAGGUGGAUGCAGAAUACCAGCACAUAAAAUACUGCUUGCAUCAUGCAGUGAGUAUUUUGCAGCCAUGUUCACUGGCUCCUUGCGGGAAGCUCAGUCCAGUGAAAUAACUCUUGAAAGAGUUGAUCCUCAAGCUCUACAGGAUCUAGUGCACUAUUGUUACACUGGCACCAUAGAGCUGAGAGAGGAAACAGUUGAGGUGCUCCUUUCAACGUCGAGCUUGUUGCAGCUUAAUUCUGUUACAAAUGCUUGUUGCGCUUUCUUAAAGAAGCAGCUAGACCCGUGCAACUGUCUGGGUAUAGCCUUGUUUGCUGAACAACAGUCAUGUCUGGAUUUACACAAAAGCGCUUUAAAAUACACUUACCAAAACUUCAUGCAGGUGGUAAAACAUCAAGAGUUCCUAUCGCUGCAGUCAGACCAACUGUCCAGUUUAUUAAAAUCUGAUGACCUCAAUGUAGUUACUGAGGAAAAUGUAUUUGAGAGCUUGAUGACUUGGGUUCAGCAUGAUAGCGCAACCAGAGAAUGCCAUUUGUCCACUUUACUGAAGCUUAUUAAGCUGCCUCUUCUUUCAUCUGAGUACCUUAUUGACAAGGUGGAACAGGCUUGUGGAAAUGUACCAGAAUGCCAGCCCCUCAUCAUGGAGGCUGUCAAGUGGCACCUGUUGCCUGAAAGAAGGUCGCUCCUAUUCUCACACAGAACCCGACCACGGACAUCGACUAUUGGACGGCUUUUGGCUAUCGGCGGCAUGGACGGAUAUAAGGGCGCCAGUAACAUGGAGAUGUACGACCCUCGAACGAACACAUGGACGCCAUUUAUGCGUAUGGGAGCCAGAAGACUGCAAUUUGGUGUUGCAGUCAUGCAAAACAAACUUAUCGUUGUUGGCGGCAGAGAUGGACUUAAAACUUUAAAUACGGUUGAAUGCUUCGAUUUGACGUCUCUGAGCUGGAGUGUGCUGGCACCUAUGAACACCCAUCGGCACGGACUUGGUGUCGCAGUUUUAGGCGAUGGACCUAAUUCUCCUGUCUACGCAGUGGGUGGUCACGAUGGAUGGAUAUAUUUAAAUUCUGUUGAAAGAUGGGACGCGUGUUCCCGAACAUGGACGAUCGUGUCUCCUAUGACGGGGGCGCGUAGUACGUGCGGUGUGGCGGCACUCCGCGGCCGGCUGUACGCAGUGGGCGGUCGGGACGGCGGGGCAUGUCUGCGCUCCGUCGAGUGCUACGACCCAGCCACCAACCACUGGACCAACUGCGCACCUAUGACCAGGCGACGCGGAGGAGUUAGCGUUUGUGCAGCAGGUGGCUACUUAUACGCCCUGGGAGGUCACGAGGCGCCCGCCAACACUGUCGGCGGCCGCCUGGCCUGUGUCGAGCGAUACGACCCUGUAGCAGACACUUGGAUUCUUUUAGCACGCCUCUCUUAUGGCCGAGAUGCUAUUGGCUCUUGUCUACUUGGAGACCGAAUCGUUGCUGUUGGUGGAUAUGACGGAGUCCAAUAUCUGUGCGUGGUAGAGGUAUAUGAUUCUGAGUCCAACUGCUGGCGUAAAUUGGCUCCUCUGAGCACUGGACGAGCUGGCGCCGCCGUGGUUUCCGUACCGCCGCCCAAAAUGUCUUCUGAUAUAACGCCAUCCGCCGGCCGGUGGAUACUGCUAAAUUUGUUCCGAUAUUCUCAAUGUCUGACCCAGAAGAUGAUGAUGACUAUUAAAUACCGUUUACAUUCAAACAAAAUGAUUUCUUAA